Malus domestica (apple) is the source of this 1620-nucleotide messenger RNA. Its product is annotated as WAT1-related protein At5g40240-like. NCBI's taxonomy places the organism in Eukaryota, Viridiplantae, Streptophyta, Magnoliopsida, Rosales, Rosaceae. The record is from RefSeq and is a predicted model, not a curated record. Gene Ontology annotation, molecular function: transmembrane transporter activity. Gene Ontology annotation, cellular component: plasma membrane.
UGAUUCUCAUAUUAGUCUACUGUGAAACGCUAAAGAGCAAAUUCAUUCAAUUUGUGGGCGGGUUUUGUGAGUUUAUUCUUGUCCUCGGCAGUAGGCACAAAUCUUAAAUUAAUCCAGAAUUUGGUUCAUUUGUCAGGCGGAAAUCCUCAUCGUUCCUUCUUUUAGUAUAAUAAUCAUUAUCCACAAACAAUGACAAGAUUGAUUUUUAAUAUGCCUGUUUUGUACGCUUCUCUGUCAGUACUUAAGAGUUUUGUAGAGAGAGAGAGAGAGAGAGAGAGAGAGAGAGAGAGAGAGAGAGAGAGAGAUAGAGAGAGAGAUAGAGAGAGCAGAAGAGAGCAUGGAUAUGCAGGUAGGUUGCAGGUGGGGUGUUUUGUUACCUGUUGUAGCUAUGGUGACGGUGGAGUUCACAGACGUCGGCGUAACGACUGUAAGCAAAGCAGCGAUGUCAAGAGGAAUGAGCAGUUAUGUUUUUGUUGUUUACUCUAACGCCCUCGCUGCCAUCUUUCUCCUUCCUUGCUUCAUUUUACAAAAGAAGCCGGCCACUUCUCUUCCUCUUUCGCUCCUUUGCGGACUCUUCCUCCUUGGCCUAAUUGGGAGUUCGAGCUUGAUAUUAGCAUAUAAUGGCAUCAACUACAGCUCACCAACAGUUUCAUCAGCAAUGGGAAACCUCAUACCAAUUUUUACCUUCGCACUGGCAGUCAUUUUUAGGAUUGAAAAGCCGAAUUUAAGGAAAUCAAGCACUCGAGCCAAAUUGUUGGGCACUAUUGUAUCGGUAUCUGGUGCUUUCAUAGUGAUCCUUUAUAAGGGCUCGGCAAUCUUAAAGUUCCAGGGUUUAUCACCACCAAACUUUUCUUACCAGCACUUCGUGUCGCAGCGGACAAAUUGGGUCUUUGGGGGUUUUCUCCUUGCUCUGUCUUGUCUUUUGGCUGCAAUAUGGAACAUUGUGCAGGCACCCAUUGUAAACAACUUUCCAUCAAAGGAGACCAUAGUAUUCUUCUACAUCUUUUUCGUCACAAUCCAAACUACAAUAUAUUCCCUAAUUGUGGAAAGGAAUCCAAAUUCUUGGGUAUUAAGGCCCGACAUCGAGAUGAUCGCCAUUGUCUGCUCCGCUAUGUUUGGGAGUGUCUUUCGUACCGCUGUUCAUGUUUGGUGCUUGCAGCAAAACGGGCCAAUCUUUGUAACCAUGUUCAGGCCGUUGGGAGUUGCCAUUGCAGCUGCCAUGGUGGUCAUCUUCCUCGGCGAGUCACUUCACCUUGGCAGUGUAAUUGGAUCAAUCAUUAUUGCUAUUGGAUUUUAUGCUAUGAUAUGGGGACAAAUCAAAGAGCAUAAAAUCGCCAUGGAGAAUGAAGUCCACAGCUCGGCAUCAGCCACCCAACAGGCUCCACUUUUGCCGUGCAGAGUGGCGGAAGAUCAAUGACAAGGAAACUUGCAAAAAUUUGUUCAUGAAUAGGAUGAGAUAGAGGUCCCUUCGGGGAUAUCCAAUAAAAUUAGAACGAUACAGAGGAUAUGAUGAGAAAGAAAUGAGUCAAAUUUAUUUAGAGGUAAAAUGGGAUUUAAACUUGUAAAAGGUGUUAGGUGGAUACAAGAAGAGUGCUGAUAUAUCGAUCCCAAUGUUUUAUC